AUGCCGUCCACCCGAAUGCGCAUCCGAAAUGCGAACCGCACUCAGACUCACCGGAGGCAGGUUUACUCUGACAGGAAUGCAGCCACCUUGUCGCGGUUACAGCGACAAGCUGAAGUUGGUCGCCAGCGUGAACAAGCAGCUCAGCCUCCUGACAUUGGAAACAUCUUGGAUCGGACAGACGACAACUAUCCAUUCGAUGCCCAGCAGGAAUCAGCCAAUUGGAACCAAGCUGAAGACAAAUCUGAAUGGGGCAAUUUUUCCGAAGACGAACCGGAUGAAAUAGAUUUGGCGAUGGCUUCUUACAAAGAACAAUACCGUCAGAAAGCACGAGAAUACAACUGGAACAUACUACUUGGUCAGCUCCAUGCCGAGUAUAUGAAGCUGAAGGUAAUCACAAAGAACUGGUCUGGCCCCAACUCGUAUAACAAUUUUGCUAGCUGCUCUCCGACCUGCUCAAAACGUUCUAGUCGAUCAGUCGAUCUGGUAGACAUACGUGGUGAGCACAUCAUUUGA
Puccinia triticina is the source of this 513-nucleotide messenger RNA. RefSeq lists its product as uncharacterized. The transcript has a single exon. Bases 1 to 513 code for a protein of 170 amino acids. NCBI's taxonomy places the organism in Eukaryota, Fungi, Basidiomycota, Pucciniomycetes, Pucciniales, Pucciniaceae. The record is from RefSeq and is a predicted model, not a curated record.